AUGGCUUCAGUGGCCGCUUCGCCAUCGCCUUACGAUGCCCUGGGCAAGCGUAAACGUUCUCAAAGUGUCGAGUCUUGCGGCACUGACGACGACAAAAGCGGAUCGCCGCUUCCCGAAGGCGCUAAUAAGCACGACAGCAACAGCGACACAGACUCGGAACAAGAAGCUUCCGAAGGCGACAACGCCGACGAUGAGAACUUGUUCGUUGACGAUAACGAACAUUUCGACGAGAAUGACAUGUCCUUAGAGGAUGAGCUCGAUCCAGAUGCGAUCUAUUGUGAAGCAAAGGAAGCAUACCCCAAGCUGCCUGCCUAUGAUCCAGUCUUUUCGGAAAUCGAAAAUGGACUCACAGGCAUCGUUGAGCACAUUAUCGACCUCGUGGGACGCUUUCCCUGCAAGAGCACUUACGUGAAAAACUUCCGAGCCAAAGCAGAAGAGCUGCGGGCGGUUCCACGACCCCAGCCGAUGCGGAUAGCUCUGCUUGGUGAUACGGGAGCUGGGAAAAGCUCACUUCUGAAUUCAAUCGUGGAUGUGCCGAACAUCGCCAAAGCCAUAUCUUCUGGCGAAAGUUGUACGGCGACUGCUAUGGAGUACUGCAGCUCUAUCGAUGGACAGCGCGAGGAUUUCGCAGCUGAGAUCACGUACUACGACGAGGAGACAGCCAAGGCAUUGCUCCGAGAACACCUUGCACAUUAUAGACAUAACGCGGAGGUCCAGGCCGACUGGGAUGACGACACACGGCAGCUCUACAAGCGUCGUGCAGACACGGCAGUGAAGACUCUUCACGCCCUCUUCUGUGACAAAGAAGAAAUGUCAUCUCUACAAAGCGCAGAAGAAAUGCUCGGUCAGUCUAUCGCGGAUUCCGGUAAGGUUGCUCGAAAGCUGCAGAAGUGGUGCAAGGAGCUGUUCGUGCAGAUGGACUUGAACACUAUGCGGACGGUCCGCCGAGAGACAAGCUCAGCACGAGCGUUUCGAGAAGCAGUUGACCCCCUUCUCCAGGCCACAUCUUGUCCAACUCAGCCAAACCUGUGGCCUCUAGUCAUGUUUGUGCGAGUUGGAAUCCGGAGGUCUCGGGUUUUAAAAUAUGCUUCGAUUGCAGAUCUACCGGGCAUCAGCGACACCAACGCAGUCAAGGUCAAUGCUGCAAAUGCUUAUAUCCGCCAAUGCGAUGGCCUGUGGAUAGUAGCCCCCAUCGGACGUGCUGUGAACAGUACUACCGUGGAUAGCCUGUACGCCAAGUACGGAGAACGCUUUCAGGACAACAUUGCUAUUAUCUGCACCCGGGCCGAGGACGAGAUCAAUUCAAACCUUGCAGAACAUUUCGAAAACGAGAAGCGAACCACUGCUGCUUACGACAAGUCUGCGCAAAAGUGCCGGGAUCUGCAGUCUCAAUUGAGCAAGGCAAAGCGCGGGCUGCAAGGGAGGGAACGAGGAGCACCCACGAAGGAGCGUAAGCAGAAGAUCCGAGCAGUCCAGAAAGCGAUCAAGAACAUUGAGAAACAGAAAGACAAGGCCGACCAGGACAGACUUUGCAAUCUCGUGGAAGUUCGAAACAGAUUCGUCAGUUCAGGUCUGGAACGUGAGCUGAAAGGUCACCUGCCGCAGGGCAAGAAGCCGACGAUCUUUUGUGUUUCGAACGCACACUACAGCUCGUUCAAGGGUGUGGCAGAGACGGCAACAAAGUUUCAGCUCUCGGCCAAACAAACGGGCAUACCAGCCCUUCGAAAACAUGUUCUCGCACUGGCAGCGCCGGCGCUUCUCACAGCGCUGGAAGACUAUGUCCAACAUCAUUUCCUAGUAUUCCUGAAAGGCGUACAGCUUUGGGUAAUCCGGAAGAAUGUCCAAGGCGCCGAGGCUCUGCUGGAUCUUGUGAGGCAGCCGCAAAAGUCGCUGCCGACCAGAUUCAACGUAUAUCGGAAAGAAUGUCACGAUCUCGUGGCAGGCAAGCUGCUAACCCAGUCUACUGAUAAAAUCGAAGGGUUCGUCUCGGAAGCAGGCACCAAAUGGACUGAGAAGAUCCAUCGAUUCCACUGGAGCACUUUAAGGGCUUUCAUCAGGAACUCAGGCAGCCACUCGACCUCAACCUGCCCCAGAACAUCGUGGAACAUGGAGUUCUGGGGCAAAGCGCCUUUCUCACUCAUCACUGGCUGGAACAAUAUCAAGAAGCUUCAAUCGAAGGCGAUCACGAAGCAGGUCGAUUCGAUCGUGGAAGAGCUGAGUUCGAUGGAACCAGCACUAAGGAGUCAACCGGCUGUCACCAAUCUGGAAAUGGACAGCUUCUACGAACUGCUCAAAGGCCACAUCGCCGGUGUCAAGAACGCACGCAGAGAUCAUCAAGCGGUUUUCGGAAAGGAGCUUGAAAAUAUCAGAAUGGACGCUUCGGGAUCCGAAAGCCCGACUCACCACUUUGUCAUUGCGAUGCAGCCUGUCUACACGCAACUGAAGGCAGAUAAAGGCAACGGUUACGUGAAGCGUCAGGAAAAAGUCAUGUAUGACUACCUGACGCAGAAGGGCGAAGCAUGUCCUUUCGACGUUGCUUUCGAAGCGAUCGCUUCCGCUAUCGAGAGCCAGAUGGAGCAGCUCAGUGAGCAGCUCGAGAAGCAGAUUUCAACGAUACUUGAGGAGAUCUGGGCUCAUUUCGACGGCAUGAUCGAUCCGGACGAGCAAGACCCAGGCGAACAGCCACUGCGCGACGAGCUCAGGGGUUUCCUUGAGCAAGCAGUCCCAGCUUUCGAGGCGUUUCGAGAAGGACUAAGCAGAAUCAAUCAGAAGAAGAAGACGAGCGUGAAGACCGAGGAGGUCGAUGAGGAGUAG
This is a messenger RNA of Cercospora beticola, 2814 nucleotides long. RefSeq lists its product as uncharacterized. Lineage: Eukaryota; Fungi; Ascomycota; Dothideomycetes; Mycosphaerellales; Mycosphaerellaceae. The record is from RefSeq and is a predicted model, not a curated record.